Acipenser ruthenus (sterlet) is the source of this 4967-nucleotide messenger RNA. RefSeq names its product zinc finger protein 271-like. The transcript has 3 exons. Gene Ontology annotation, molecular function: DNA-binding transcription factor activity, RNA polymerase II-specific; RNA polymerase II cis-regulatory region sequence-specific DNA binding. Lineage: Eukaryota; Metazoa; Chordata; Actinopteri; Acipenseriformes; Acipenseridae. Gene Ontology annotation, biological process: central nervous system development; regulation of transcription by RNA polymerase II. Gene Ontology annotation, cellular component: nucleus. The record is from RefSeq and is a predicted model, not a curated record. The coding region runs from base 455 to 1966 and encodes 503 amino acids.
CUUGAGUGAAACCCCGCAGUGUGAGCGCUGUUGAAGAGCGGACGCAUGGGACUCCAUCAGCUGCAGCUCAACACCGUUCAUGGGUCACAUGACCUGGCGGGUCACGUGUAGCGCCGUUUGCGUCACUCGGUUCAGCUGAGGCUUCAGUCCCAUCACUAAGGUGAGCCUGCUGGCAUUUCAAACACGCCGCAUAACAUAAACACUGAGCCGUGCAGGGGCUUGUUUUGGUUAGUUACAAGAUAUUGCGUACCAGUUUGUAAGUCGUGGACGAUAAAAAUAAAGUAAGUUACAUUAUUAUUUUAAUUUUAGUUGUUGCAGGCCCUUUGUUUACACCAACUCGGCAUGGCGGGCAUCAACAAGACCGGUUCAAUUUAAAACAAUUAAAAUAAAAGGAGCCGGGGAAAUCCAUCGAAAGUAAGCAGCUACUAAACAGAAUCCAGUGGACAGUGUGGAGAUGGAAUCUGUCCAGAUUAAAGAGGAGUUCCCUGAACUUGAACCUGUCCCCAUUAGAGUGGAGUUCUCUGGGCUGGCUUCCCUCCCCAUUAAACAGGAGCUCUGUGAGAUGCAAUGUGACAGCAGUCAGCCAGAGGUCUCUGACAUUAAAGCUGAGCACAAUGACCUGGAGAUCCCCCAGACAGAAGAACCCCUUCCUGUUAAUCAAGAAGAGAUGCUGGAAACUGUCCAUAUUAAACAGGAGCCCCCUGAAGUAGAGUUUGACCACAUGGAACCAGGGAAGGAAGAAUCCGAGGACUUCAAACCAAACAUCCCUGAGCUGGAGCGUGUACGCCUGCGGGAGUGUAGCGUGGUGCUGGAGAGAAUCUGCGUGAGAGAGCAAGGCGCUGGAGAGGAAGGCUCUCCCAACAGCAUGCAAGGAGGUGGAAAGGAAGACGGGCGCUCCCAUUCAGAAUGCAGUCUAGCAGGUUCCAGUCCAGCAGCUAAAGCGAGGGCGGGCGCUGGAGAAUAUCCUGACUGUGGGAAAGAUUUCAUCCAGUUAGGACAUUUAAAACAAAAACGGAGCAUUCACACAAGAAAGAAACUGUGUCGCUGCUCGGACUGCGGGAAGAGUUUCAGUCUGUCAAGCAACCUGAAAAAACACCAGCGAACUCACACAGGAGAGAAACCGUAUCACUGCUCGGACUGUGGGAAGAGUUUCAGUCGAAUAGACAGUCUUGUUUCACACCAGCGAAUUCACACAGGAGAGAAACCGUAUCACUGCUCGGACUGUGGGAAGAGUUUCAGUCGAACAUAUAGUCUUGUUUCUCACCAACGAAUUCACACAGGAGAGAAACCAUAUCGCUGCUCUAACUGUGGGAAGAGUUUCAGACAUUCCGGACAGCUUUUUUCACACCAGCGAACUCACACAGGAGAGAAACCGUAUCACUGCUCGGACUGCGGGAAGAGUUUCAUUCGAAUAGACAGUCUUGUUUCACACCAGCGAAUUCACACAGGAGAGAAACCGUAUCACUGCUCGGACUGCGGGAAGAGUUUCAGUCGAAUGGACAGUCUUGUUUCACACCAACGAAUUCACACAGGAGAGAAACCGUAUCACUGCUCUGACUGUGGGAAGAGUUUCCGUCGAAUAGACAGUCUUGUUUUACACAAGCGAAUUCACUCAGGAGAGAAACCGUAUCACUGCUCUGACUGCGGGAAGAGUUUCCGUCUAUCAAACAACCUCAAAAAACACCAGCGAAUUCACACAGGAGAGAAACCAUAUCACUGCUCAGACUGUGGGAAGAGUUUCAGUCGGUCAAGUCACCUUGUUUCACACCAGCAAACUCACACAGGAGAGAAACCGUAUUGCUGCUCAGACUGUGGGAAGAGUUUCCGUCAGUCAAAUAGCCUUAUUUCACACCAGCGAACUCACACAGGAGAGAAACCGUAUCACUGCUUGGACUGUGGGAAGAGUUUCACUCUGUCAGGCAACCUCAAAAAACACCAACGAACUCACAUAGGAGAGAAACCUUAAAUGGGACGUUUCACUCAUGAGGGAAAAAAACGUUAUCCUUGCAUCCUUCUGAAAAUGAAUCCUUGUGAAAAUACUGUUUUGUGUAUCACUUGAGCAUACAUUUUAAAUGGUAAAAAUGCGCUUCAGCGCUCUUGCGCUGUGAUUGUGUCAGAAAAUGGGCAGUGACACGAUGUCGCAGACAAAAUGAUUCUUGGUGAUACAUCUCCCUCCUGACCUGUGAGGAUGCAGUGUAAAGGGAACAGAGUGCCCUGUACUGCGUGGCCUGACAAUUCAUUCCCAGGGUUAGGUGGAAGUCGGCUAUUUAGAAAGGGGGCUCAGCUGCAGUACAUUAAGUCAUUGUUCUAGUGAGAAAGCGAUGUGGGAACCGCAGAUUGGAGGAGAAACGGCUGCACUCGCUAACCAAGCUGAGUUCUAAUGGGACUUGGCUGUACAAUUAAACCUGGUGUGUGCUGAUUGAACGAUUGAUUAAUUAUACAACACAAUAGUAAGCAAUGCGAAAAACACCUUUGUCUAAAUUGUAUUCAAAUGAGCAAAAUGUAUAUUUAAAGCUUGUUGUAUCAAAUCGAGUUCUAGCACUUUUCCUCUCUGAGUCGUUCUCAGCGCUGGUUGUUUAAUGCUGUAUGGAAUUCCUGUUUUCCAAGAUACUGGUUAACCUUAACCUUCCUCUCUAGUAACAGCUAGCACACAGCUCCUGGGUAUUGCAACACUUCAGCAAGUUUAGAGCUCGGAUGCAGUGCUUUUAACCCUGCAGUAAACUCCAGGGGAAGAAGAUGGAAACCAGUUUAUCCUCCUAUACAAAUUAAUUGUAGUCAAAUUAAACUUCUAAAUUUCUAAAUGCAGAAAUGUUUAUUACGUUUUUUUUCGGUACUGGUAUAAAUAAAUAAAUAAAAGAAGAAAAAAAGGUAUUUUCAAAUCUUCAGGGCCCUGUUCCUCGUAGCUGGCUAACUGAGUUAGCCGGAUCACUCUCAGGAUAACUUGACAGAAGUCUGGCUUGUUCCGCUCCUCGAAGCAAGCUUAAGGUCUGGCCGACUGAGUUACCAUAGCAACACAUCCUUAAUCUUAAACCUGCUUCAGCGCAGGAUAACUUAAAGUUAGCCGGAUCUGUGUAUUAAAACUCGUACUUCUACCCAAUGAAAGCACUUGACACACCCCUCUAAAAUGACAGCGCCCUUCCUUAGAGAUCCCAUUGAUCAACGAGCAAGAUCCUUUGCAUCGUUCAGAUGUUUUUGUAUUUGAGCGCUAUAGAUUCGGUCGGCAAGGUGUCAUUUAUCUAAUAAAUUUACUUGAGCCGUACAUUACCCAUACCACCCGAAGCAGCGGUGCAUUGACAGGAACACAGACUAUAUGCAUAGGGAUGUGCUUUUUUGCUAGUGGCGCAUUCCUAUACUCGGUGAUUAAUUAGUACAACAUAUUACUACAGUAUUAUAUAUUAAAAAAACAAGGGCAAAUUAUGACAAAACAAUAGAGAGCUCACCAUUCUCAUGCAACAAACUCUCAGUCCAUGUUCCAUUCCAUUACUACAAGCAUGCAGAUUUAAAUUGGACGUGUGUGAAAUAAUUAUAUUGGGGUAAAUACAUAGCCUGUAUAAUAAAAAAAUAAAAUGCAUUUUUAGAAAAAUUACACAUUUAGCUUAUCUGCAGUUUUUUUCCACGCUUCCUCUCUGGACUUGGCAGCAGCAGCAGCACUGUUGCAUUUAGUUGUGAUAAUGCUUUUAUAUUCCUCAAAACUUUCCAUGAUAAGCUCUUGCUCAGUCAGUCUGAAACAAGUUGCCUUCUCUUUGGACGUCAUCUUUCGUGAAGAUCAUUGUUUCAGUGCUCUGCGAUUCUCCCUUUUGAGGUAGCACGAGCACGCGCAAUUAUCAGGAUUCCUUAAGUGAGAAUCGAGUUAACGAGACAGUUUUAGCCUGUAUUUGCCGUCGAGGAACGGAGCUUGACUUCAAUGAUCGGGUUAAUUGAAUCCGGCUAACGUCUGAUUAGCCUGAAUUAGUUAAACCAGCUACGAGGAACAGGGCUCAUUUUCCAAACAGUGAAUUAGCUGGAAAUGCUGCUUUACAAGCACAAUGGGCUCCACAUUCAACUCAAAUGGUGUCUAACAGAGCACUAGGAAAGAAGAGGCUCCCUGCCUCAAAGAGAAAGAAAGAGCGCCCCCUCCAGUCUAUAGAGAUGUAAAGCAAGGAGACGGAUUCCAUGCGCGCACAGCUGCUUCACUGCGGAACGCAACCUUGUCAUGUGACAGAGUCAGGUGACAGAAGGGCUUCAGUGACGUAUUAAAAUGGAGACAUGCAGUCAUUUAAAGACGCAUUAUCUUUCUUACAAAGAGAACAGAACAACAAACACCAGACGUAAAAAAAGAUAGACUUAAAUGAUGUUGACGAUAAAAAAAGGAAGUUUCAAUUUUGUAUUUAAUUUUAAUUGUUUGCGACACACGGCAAUAGUGUAAUAUUUUUUUGUUCUAAUAUUUAUUGUCUGAAUCCGUCCAUCCAUUAUCUGUAACCACUUAAUCAUAUAGAGGGUCGCGGUGAGCCAGAGCCUAACCCGGCAGACGUAGGGGCGCAAGGCAAGACUACACCCUGGACGGGACCCCAGUCCAUCGCAGGGCAACUAAGACAGUUUAGAGAAGCCAAUCCACCUAGCCAGCAUGUCUUUGGACUGUGGGAGGAAACCCAUGCGAACACAGAGAGAACAAGCAAACUCCACACACAGACCCCUGAGGCAUGAAUCGAACCCAGGACCCUGGAGCUGUGAGGCAGCAGGUCUAACCACCGUGCUGCCCUUUUUAUUUCAAUCUUUUUUUUUUCAUAGUAUUAGGUCUGUUUAUACAACUAUGGUGUAAAUGCACACUCACCAUGUUACUAGCAUUGCUUGUAAGCUUUUUAGAGACUGAGAAACUUGAAAUUUUGAUUAAGAAGGUAAAUAAAAAGUGAGAACCUUGUAAUAAAAUGAGAACCCCCCCCCCUCCACACACACACACAUACACACUUACACCCAUAAAUAUCCUGUGU